AUGAAUCCAACAUUAAAAAACCCAGUGUUCUUACCGGUUCUAACACCUUCUACUUUAUUUAAAACAAGAAAAAAUCGGACGUCUAAUCACAACUAUAAGAACGGUUUCAUCUUAUUUCGGAGCAGGAUUCACAAGCUUUUAAAAUCUUCAGGAGACUGGGGCGGUGUCUCUGCUAAAUGUUCAAAUAUAUGGCGUUCUUUACCUCAAAAUGUUAAAUCAGCAUGGUCACAAACAGCAGAAUUAAGUCAGUACCAGGAUGUGCGGAAACAAAUUGCAACGUUAGAAAAAAUUAUCCUUACCCUCUGGCAUAAAGAACACAACAACUAUAAACUACAUAUAAGCACGGUUCAGUAA
This is a messenger RNA of Schizosaccharomyces osmophilus, 354 nucleotides long. RefSeq names its product mating-type transcription factor (Pc-like) (gene mat1-Pc). The transcript has a single exon. The coding region runs from base 1 to 354 and encodes 117 amino acids. The record is from RefSeq and is a predicted model, not a curated record. Lineage: Eukaryota; Fungi; Ascomycota; Schizosaccharomycetes; Schizosaccharomycetales; Schizosaccharomycetaceae.